UGAAGAUCAUCUUAGAAGAUUGUUAUAUUUUCGGGGAACUUUUGAAUUAAUUGAUAUUGUAAGAGAUCAUUCAAUGUACUCAUUUUUUGACAUUACAUUACAUAAAACAUAUUACAGCAAUUAUCACAUUAUUCACCAGAUUUUGGGUAACUGUGCCAUCAAAGGGUUUCCUGGUGUGGUUGUAUUCCGUACAUUUGCUUUAUUCGGAGACAAAUCAGUACCAAGGCCGACAGAUAUUUUUUGGAAUAACUACCAAUAACUGCCAUAACUACCACAACUAGCUCAUUUCUAUCUUUCGCUCUUGUACUUCAACUACCAAACGACUUCAUCUCUAAACCUCGACGAAUAGUAUUUGAGCAUCGGCAAAGAUCUGCCCACCAGACAUUCUAUCAAUAUCGUAUUUGCGACACAAAAUAAUCUACCUAUUUCGCCACAGAAAUCUGCAUCAAGGGCUCGCCAGCUCGAAGGCGGGCCUUGAUUCACCACCCCUCACCAUGUUUCGAUUUCUUAGACCGCGGGCGGCGAGUGUCUGGGCAGCGAGUGUACGCACGAGACCAGCACCUCCUAUAUUCCCUACAACCCCAUUGUCUAUGCGCUUGAAUGCGCAGAGAUAUGCGGGAACGGUAUCAAAUACGCAGAAUGUUCGUUUCAGGAAAGCACCUAUUAAAGCAAGGUACGUCUCUACUAUAUCUGAUGGAAGCAUAUGUGCUGAUAUUACAUAGAAACAUUGCUAUCAAUGUUAUCAUUGUAGUUGUGUGCUUCGAGGCCUAUACUCGACUAGUCCUUGAUCCUUUCGACAAAGCUGCUGAAGAGGCAUCAAAAGAUAUACCAGAUGACGAAUUUCAAGAGGCGGAACAACCAUUGUUUAUACCAUUUCCCGGCACCACGAAAGAGCUUCCUAUUAUUCCUUAUAAAGGAACCGAUCCAGAAUAUCAAGAAUUCGUUAAGCUUAGCAAAGACCCAAAGCUUUUAAACAAAAUCAGAGGUUCGUUUACUGCGCAACACAUGAACCUUUCGUGAUAUUCAUUAACAUUCUUCAGUUGACUUGGCAGAGUUCUUGCGAGAUUCUGUUCCUAAUACUCCGGUUAUCGUGCAACUCGCUGGGAAGCAUUUUAAAACCAGAAGAUUUUGGCUUGAUAUUGAUUUCCCUCAACUUCCACCACCGUCAUUUGAGAGAUCAGGGUAGGUUAAUUGCCAUAUGAACCACAAGGAGUAAGACUAAUAUAUCUCAGAAUCGAGAUAUCCGAUGAUGCAAUUUCCUGGGUCACUCAGCCUGUCGAUGCCACAAUUGUGUACAAAAUACGGAAUGUUCUAUGGCCAACAGCCCUUUUCCAAUCUUCAUGGAUGUUCCUAAAGGUAUUGGCCGCCGAAGAAUUCAGAAGUAUGGCAAGAGUAUUUGGCGUAGAAUUUGAGACAAGUCCUGCUGAACAAACUUUGAAUCAAAUGCUUGCUCGGUCACAAAAAAUGAUAAAGGAAUUGAAUGGCCAACAGAAAGUACCCGGGGAUAUUCAACGACCAUUUACUGCUAAGGAUGGGCCACCACAACAGCCUUUGGGUGACAAAAGUAAAGAAGUGGCAGCUGCAUCAGGAAAGUCAAAUGUGAGAGAAGAUAUUCUGCCCGCAUUCGUAAACAGUUUCAAGGAUAUUCAUACAUCAUUUGUCGCAAAACCCAUCAUGGCAGCUAAAAUAAAAUACGUCCAGAUUAGCAAAACGUUGCGACCUACUACAAAUAUUCAUCCGAGAGGCUCCAUCACAGUCUCCGGACUCGUCGAGUUGGAAUCCGACCAGGCUUUCCUCGUUUUUGAUGUCAUCGCAGCUUGGGAUCCUAAGAAAAAAGAUUAUGAUGUGAAGAGUAUGCAAAUUAAACUGAGAAGAAUGCAAAGGAAGAGACAACGUCCUGUUACCGGAUUACCUCGAGGCUCAAUGGCAUGAUAAUACUAUACUUAGUGGAUGCUGUGUUUUGUUUUUUUGGGGCGUACAAGGUGAAUAUCAAAAUAUACAAGGGUUAUUAUGAUAAGGCGUUUGGUAUGCAGAAAGCAUAGAGUCCUAUUCUCUACUAAUGGAGUUGGAUUUUCAUAAGCGAUUUACCCCGGUCUAGUUCUAGGAGAGGGAACGGAAGCGAUGGUUCGGGAGUGGGCUGAUGAUAUUGGAGACGCUAAUCCAUCUAUUUGCUUUCUAGGCAUAUAGCGAGUUAUAGUAGAAUUCAUAUUGC
This is a messenger RNA of Sclerotinia trifoliorum, 2212 nucleotides long. The record is from the annotation of a GenBank genome assembly. NCBI's taxonomy places the organism in Eukaryota, Fungi, Ascomycota, Leotiomycetes, Helotiales, Sclerotiniaceae.